Molecule: messenger RNA, 2158 nt
Organism: Xenia sp. Carnegie-2017
Lineage: Eukaryota; Metazoa; Cnidaria; Anthozoa; Malacalcyonacea; Xeniidae
Product: mitochondrial import receptor subunit TOM70-like
Exons: 13
Coding region: 86-1765 (559 amino acids)
Molecular function (GO): protein binding
Source: RefSeq, a predicted model, not a curated record
CCGUGAUAUUUGACCAUGUCGAGACCAUGCUGUUUUCACCAUAGUUCUGACUGACUAAACCUCGGUAAUCCAGAAACAUCAAACAAUGAGUUCAACGCAGGAGUCGGAUGGAAAUUUUCGGUCAUUAUUUGGUGGUUCAAAAUGGAAAAUAGCUCUUUAUGUUGGUGUGCCAUUAUUAGGAGUUGGAGUUGUUUGUACGAUGUUGUGGAUUAGACGUUCUGCUCAAGAUUCAAGUCAAUCAACUUUUGAGCAACAGGACGAUGACGUAACUGAAGUAGAAGAAGAACUAGAGAUGAGCCCAGCUGAACUGGCACAAAAAUCAAAAAUUAAAGGCAAUGAACUAUUUAAGGCUAAUAAAUUUAAAGAAGCCAUUGAAUCAUACACCGAGGCUAUAGCAAUAUGCCCUGAAGAAAAUAAAGCUGAGCUGGCUAUUUACUAUCAAAAUAGAGCUGCUGCAUAUGAGCAACUAAAAGAAUAUGAUAAAGUUAUCUUGGAUUGUCAGAAAGCUUUACAGUACAAUAAAAGAUACACAAAAGCCUACUGGCGAAGAGCAAAAGUUUAUGAAAAGUUGGAUCAAAAACAAAAUUCUUUGCAAGACUUGACAGCUGUAUCGAUGAUUGAAGGCUUGCAAAAUUCUUCAUGGAUGGUGCAAAUGGAUGAAAUAUUAAAAAACAUUGGGACAGAAAUGGCUCGUGAAAAUUUCAAAAACCGUGUAAAUGUUUUACCAUCAAAGGUUUUCAUUAAAGCUUAUCUUGAUUCAUUUUGUGAAGACACUCUCCUAACAUUGGGUGAAAAAGAUGAUGUUGAAUCAAAUUUUUAUCUACAAGCAGUCAGAGAAGUGCUUGAUGGAAAAUUUGAAAACAUUGUCACAUUAUGCACAUCGGAAAUUGAUGAAUCUGCACCAAAUGAAAACUUUGCAAAAGCACUGUGUUUACGAGGAACUAUGUUUACCUUAAUGUCAAUGCAUACUGAAGCUUUACAAGAUUUCGAUCGACUUAUAAAUUCAGAAGAAGCCUCAAUUAAGGUUAAGGUUAAUGCACUAAUAAAACGAGCUAGCAUCAAGGUGCAUACAACUCAAAAUACGCAAAAUGCGUAUGCAGAUUUUGAUGAAGCAAUCAAACUUGAUCCUGAAAAUUGCGACAUUUUUCAUCAUAGAGGACAGAUAAACGCUUUGACUGAAAAGAUGCAAGAGGCAAAGGAUGAUUUUGAAAGAUGUGCUGAGUUAAAUCCUUCAUUUGUUCCUGCCAAAGUUCAACUUGCAUUUUGUAUUUAUAAAACAGCUUUAAUGCAACAGUCAGCCUUAUUAAUCCAAGGAGCUAGACGAAUGUUUGACGAUAUUAUUUCAUCUCAUCCUAAACAUGCAGAUGCUUAUAGUUUAUUUGCUCAGUUAAAUCAGGAAAUGCAAGACUUUGAAGCUGCUGAGAAGAACUUUGACACAGCUAUUUCACUUGAGCCAAACAACCCAGUUCAUUAUGUUUAUAAAGCGUUAUUAAUUUGCCAAUGGAAAAAAGAUAUCGAAAAGGCAACAGAUCUUUUGAAGAAAGCAGUUGUUCUGGACCCAAAGUGUGAUUUUGCUUUUGAAACUCUGGCAACAUUACAAGUUCAAAGCGGAGACUUUAAAGAAGCCAUCAGUAAUUUUGACAAAGCCCUAGCAUUGGUAAGAAAUGAAACAGAAAUGGCUCAUACCUAUUCAAUACGACAAGCUGCACUAGCUCAGGAAUAUGUUACGAAAGAAAUUGGUUUGACACCACCAAGAAUGUUCUGAUAUAGCAAAACCAGUUGAUAUAACAUCAUCAAGGUUGGGUUUUAUUGCGAAAUAAAUUCACCAUUAUUCCACUUUUUCUGUCAUACAAUGUGAGUUAUAACAUGAAACAUACUCAAAUAAAAAGUUCAUGUUUGACUCAAUAUUUUAUUUGGAAUAUACUUCAUAUUAUAUACUACAUAAAAUUGUCAGCUGGUAAUGGACAAUGUGAGUUAAUAGUCACCUUAUAUUAACAUGAAAGUUUGAUUUAUUUUUCAGUUGGUUAGUUGUGUUUCACACGCCAGCUUUAUAGUAGAUAUGAAAUUGACGUAGAUAUGAAAUCAUGGUGGUGUGUAAAAAAGGCUACUUUUAGUAAGCACUUCUCUGAAUCGUAUUUUAAUUUUUUUUUAUUCCGUA